Messenger RNA from Rhincodon typus (whale shark), 17913 nucleotides. RefSeq names its product adhesion G protein-coupled receptor V1 (gene adgrv1). NCBI's taxonomy places the organism in Eukaryota, Metazoa, Chordata, Chondrichthyes, Orectolobiformes, Rhincodontidae. The transcript has 85 exons. Bases 1 to 17913 code for a protein of 5970 amino acids. Gene Ontology annotation, biological process: negative regulation of adenylate cyclase activity; cell communication; G protein-coupled receptor signaling pathway. Gene Ontology annotation, molecular function: G protein-coupled receptor activity. The record is from RefSeq and is a predicted model, not a curated record. Gene Ontology annotation, cellular component: membrane.
AUGCCUGCUGUUUUCUCAGUAGCUGAACUUGUUUUGGGUCUUUGUGUCACGGUCACUUUUGGAAAUACAGAAGUUAAGUUUUCAGGUCAAACAAAUUUUGUGCUGAAUGAAACGAGCACUUCAGUUAUACGCCUGGUCAUUGAAAGGACAGGAUCACCAGCCAAUGUCACCGCGCUCUUACUGCUUAAAGGGGAGGAUACUGGUGAUUUUGAAGCCACAUCUGCUGCAGCCCGAUUACUGGCUACAGAAACAAACAAAACAGUAUAUGUUGCAGUCAAGGAUGAUGAUUUUCCAGAAGCAGACGAAACUUUCAUAUUUUACCUAAGGCUGCAGGGUACUUCUACAGAUGUGAUGCUUGGAAUUCCCGAUAUUGCUACAGUAACUAUUCUGUCAAAUGACAAUGCUUUUGGAAUUAUAUCUUUCAAUAUGUCUUCCAUAAUCAUAGUGAAUGAGGCAAGGGGUAGAAAUCAAAUUGUGCCACUUAGUCUAAUCAGAAAGAAAGGAACGUACGGGACUGUAACUGUAUACUUUGAGAUUACGGCUGGUUCAAGUUCUGCAGAUGAAGACAUCAGUCCUGCAAGAGGCAAUAUCAUUCUUCCUCCUGGAAGAGCAACGCUAGUUUAUAACCUUUACAUUAUUGAUGACCAGAUUCCUGAAAAUGAUGAGGUUUUCACUGUGCAACUGACAGGUGUUGAAGGUGGAGCUGAAAUCAAUGAUACACAAAACAGCUUUCAAAUUAAAAUCAACAAAAAUGACAGUCCAGUGCGAUUAGCACAAGCAAUGUACGCUGUAUCAGAAACAGUUGAUGUGAUUACUGUACCAGUCAUCCGUGGGAAGGAUCAAGAAGGAAAAGUAAUUGGAUCUGAUGAUGCUCUGGUUUCUAUUAAUUACCAGACAGUAACUGGCAACAGUUCAGCCAGUGCAUUGCUACAAUCCGAUUUUAUUGAUCUCCAAUCAAACAGAACUAUUAUUUUCCCACCGUAUGUUAAUGAGGUUUUUCUGAAAUUUCAGAUUAUCAAUGAUACUAUCCCUGAAAUUGCAGAGUCAUUUCAGGUUGUGUUACUUGAAGAUACUAUAAAGGGUGAUGCUGUACUGCUUACUCCCAAGACAGUUCAGAUUAUUAUUGAGCCAAAUGACACACCUCAUGGAGUUCUGUCCAUCAGUAGCAGUCUUUCAACACAAAAAGUUGUUAUCAGUGAAGACAUGACUACAAGAUUUGAUGGAAUUACCAUUGUAAGAAAUGGUGGAACUCAUGGCAACGUUUCGGUGAACUGGCUUAUUUCAAGAAACAGUAGUGAUUUUUCUCCUGUCACUGCAGACCUAAUGCCAAUUUCAGGAACCAUAAGCCUUCUGGAAGGGCAGAUGCUGGCCACAGUGACCCUCACCAUCAUUAAUGAUAAUUUGCCUGAGGAAGCAGAGGCUUAUCUUUUUCAAUUGUUGAAUAAUACAGUAAAGGGAGGAGCAGAAUUAGAUGAACCCACGCAAAUUAUUUUCUAUAUUCAGGAUAGUGAUGAUGUCUAUGGCUUAAUUAAAUUCCAUUCUAUGGAUGAACCGAAGAUAGAGAGUAGUCCUGCUGGGCGGUUCCUGUCGUUGAGUUUUGCCAGACACAAUGGAACAUUAGGGAUUGUGAAGUUAAACUUCACAGUACUGUACAUCCCUGCUGGUGUUUUGGAUCUUUCUACAGCAAAGGAUGAUAUCCUUAAUGUUUCUAGUAAAAACAGCAUUAUCUUCAUGCCAGGACAAUCACAGAUAAGCCUCAAACUACCAAUAAGAAAUGACGCAUUCCUUCAAAAUGGAGCACGUUUCUUUGUGCAGCUUGAAACGGUGGAGUUAGUAAACAAGGUUCCUCUUGUUACGUCAGUGAGUCCCAGGCUGGGUGAACCUCUAAACAUCUCACGGACAGUUACAUCUGACCUAGCAAAUGGAGAGGUUGGAUUUACCAGCAAUGAAACGCUUCUUGUUUAUGAACCGGAGAAUUCUUCUGAUAGUCAGAUAUACAUUGCUUUGCAACGAGAUGGAACUGAUGGCUCUGCAGAAGUUUACUGGCAUUUGAAACCUACAGGGGUUAAUCAUCACAGUAUCACCAAUGAUGACCUGAGCCCAAUGAAUGGGUCUGUUAUAUUCUUAUCAGGCCAGAGCAAUGCCACAAUCAACAUUACAAUAAGAGCAGAUGACUUGCCUGAAAUAAAUGAGACUUUGAUUAUCUCGUUAGACCGGGUAGAGACAGAAAGAUUUAUGGUAUACUUUGGAACUAGCCCUGAAAAUCAGAUUGUGAAAUCAGGAUUUACCAGUCGAAAGAUAAUUAUUUUACAAAAUGAUGACCCAGGUGGAGUGUUUGAAUUCUCCCCACAAACGAGAGGACCAUAUUUUGUCAAUGAAGGUGUUGCCUUUGAACUCAAGAUUGUCCGAUAUCGUGGAGCACUUCUGAAGCAAUUCUUGCGCUAUGUUGUGGAACCAAAAACAUCUUUCGAGUUUUACGGGAAUACAGGAGUCUUGGAAUUUGAUCCUGGGGAAAGAGAAAUAGUAAUAACAUUGUUAGCAAGGGAGGAUGAUAUACCUGAGCUGGAUGAACAAUAUUCUGCAAUACUCAAUAGCCACAGUUUUCCACCAAGCAAAUUAGGAACUGCUACACAGAUCAAUAUCACAGUUUUGAAGAAUGAUGAUCCCCAUGGCGUAAUACAGUUCAUCACUCAGGAAUUUACUAAAACUAUAAAAGAAAGCGAGGGGGAUACCAUAUACACAGCUAGCUUUCCUUUAAUCCGUGACCGAGGAACAUUUGGUAAUGUUAGUGUGUCCUGGAUUGUGGACCCUGCUUUCACGAAUGAUGUUUACCCAGUCCAAGGUGUGGUCAACUUUAACAGUGCUGAAUCGUCAAAAAACAUCACUCUUCAGUCCCUUCCUGACGCAAUUCCUGAAGAAAUAGAAACUUUCACGAUCUUCCUUUAUAAUACGACUGGAGGUGCCAGACUUGGAAAUGUACUUAACGCAACUCUUCUUAUUAAUAAAAAUGAUGAUCCCAUUUAUCUUGAAGACCCAAUUAACCUUCGAGUCCAAGAAGGAAGUGUUGCCAGUUUCACAGUUGUUAGAAAUGGAUCUGCUGACAAGGUUGUUGCUGUUGUUUAUGAUGUUGAGAGCGGAGGAGCAUCCAGCAUCGAAGGAGACUUCCUUUCUCCUGGUGAAAAUAAUACUCUGGUAUUUGAAGUUGGAGAAAGAGCUAAGACUAUUUCUGUUGUUAUUAAUGAAGAUGAUGUUCCUGAAACAGAUGAAGUAUUCUACAUCGUGCUGCUUCAUUCUACAGGAGAUACAGUUGUCUAUGAGACCUCAAGGGCUACAGUUAUUAUUGAAGCAAAUGAUGAUCCUAAUGGAAUUUUUUCACUUGAACCUUUUGAAAAGAAUGUAUUUGAAGGAAUGGCCAACAAUUUUACGAUUAUAAGACAACGAGGAAAAUUUGGCAAUGUCUCUGUUUCAUGGCAGCUGUUUAUUAAUGAUUCUUUUUUGGAACCUGGGGAAGAGUUUAUAGAAACGACUGGGAUUGUCCUGUUCACAACUGGGGAACAUGCCCGUCCUAUAACGCUCUAUGCAGUUGCUGAUGGAACUCCAGAAUUCAAUGAAAUUUAUGUUCUGAGGUUGCUCAAUGUUUCAGGAGGAUCCCCUGGUCCUGGUGCUAAGUUAUCAAAUGGCAGCUUAAGCACAAAUGUUGUGAUUCCAUUUAAUGAUGAUCCUUUUGGAGUUUUUGUUCUGGACCCAGAAAGCCAAGACAGGGAAGUUGCAGAGGACGUCAUUUCAGUUGAUGAUAUGUCAUACAUUACAAACUUUACCAUUCUGCGACAUAAAGGCACAUUUGGGGAUGUUCGAAUUGGAUGGGAGAUACUGUCCAAUGCAUUCAGGCAUGGAUUGCCUGAUUUGACAGACUUUAUACUGGUUGGAACAUUUCCCAAAUCUGUUGAAUUACGGCCUCAUUCAAGGAGACAUCACACCGGUACAGAUGCUCUGUACUUUAGUGGAGCAGAAGGUGUUUAUGGAACCAUUAACCCAGAAUAUCAUCCAAAGAGAAAUAAUACACUUGCAAAUCUUACAUUUUCUGCAUGGGUGAUGCCUGAUCCCAACACUGAUGGAUUUAUCGUCUCAAAAACAAGCAUCAAUGGAAGUAUUUACUAUGCUGUGAAAGUGAUGACAAAUGAAUCUUCUGUGUCACUCAUGUUCCUGUAUUCUCCUUUGGGGUCAAAUACCACUCAUAUCGCCACAGCAACAGCAUUGAAACAGGUUGAAGAAAGGACUUGGAUACACAUUAUAAUCGUGGUAUAUGAUGGGAUAAUUGAAUUUUAUUUGGAUGGGACUCAACUUCCUGUUGGCAUCAAGCAUCUCAAAGGGGAAACAAUUGCAGAUGGCCCUGGUGUUUUAACUGUUGGGGCAGAUGCUGAUGGAAUGAACAGGUUUGCAGGACUGAUGCAAGAUGUGAGAUUAUAUGGCUGUAAACUGAACCGAGCAGAAAUCCAUGAAAUUCAUGCUACUCCGGCAAAGGCUGAUCUGCAUCCAAUAUCAGGAUAUCUGGAUUAUAGACAUGGUGAAAAAAUGAAGUCAUUUAUUGUUGCUGCAAGGGAUGACAGCGAAGAGGAAGGGGAAGAAUCUUUCAUAUUAAAAGUGACUGCUGUGCAUGGUGGAGCCAGAAUAUCACAAGAAAAUACCACAGCCAGGCUACGCAUACAAAAAAGUGAUAAUGCUAAUGGAUUGUUUGGUUUUACUGGGACCUGCAUUCCACAGACAUCUGAAGAGGGAUCUACAAUCUCAUGUGUUGUGGAAAGAACAAGAGGUGCCUUAGAUUAUGUUUAUGUGAAUUACACUAUCUCACAGAUUGAACUUGACAACAGCAAUAUCAGUGAUCUUGGCAAUUCCACUGGCACUAUUACCUUUGAACCUUGGCAAAGCUCAGAGGUUUUGAAUAUACAUGUCAUAGAUGACGACUUGCCUGAGCUUGCUGAACACUUCAUCGUUUCUCUGGUUUCUGCAAUUUCUGGAGAUGGUAAAAUGGGCUCCACUCCAACCAGUGGAGCCAGUAUAGACCCAGAGAAGGCCAGCACAGAAAUCACUAUAAAAUCCAGUGACCAUCCAAAUGGUUUGCUACAAUUUUCCACGCAGCUACCACCUGAUGGUGACUCAGUUAUCCCCCCUGCCCUCUCCGUACCAAGCAUCAGAGUGAAGGAGGAGGUUGGCCUACUCAGAUUGCUAGUUGUCCGUGCACAGGGUCUUCUGGGAAAUAUCAUGGUAGCAUACCAAACUGUUCCUCUGACAGCUUCCAGUCCAUCUGAUUACCAGGAAACAUCUGGCAUUUUGGAUUUUAAGCCUGGAGAACAAUAUAAGUACAUAACUGUAAAUAUCACUGAUGAUCUUGUUCCUGAACUGCCAAACCGCUUUAAGAUGGUGCUUCUGAAUUCUGAAAGAGAAGUGGCUGAACUCUUUGACAUAGGUACCAGCGGUAGUGGUGAUGGUGCAGUGGACUUCUUCCCUCCAGCUAUCCACCUUCGUGCCAGUCUUGGGAUAGCUUCCGAAAUCAUAGUGAUUAUUGAAGCCUCUGAUGAUGCCUAUGGUGUGUUCCAGUUCAGCAAUGAUUCUUUGUAUAUGAAUAGUACAGAACCCAAAGACAGUCUUGAAAUUGUUUUAUUACAGGUUGAACGAGCUGGUGGUACUCUGUCUCAGGCAACCUUAUUUUGGGAUGUUGUUUCUGAUCCUUACAAUGAUUUGGUCAACAUCCAUGGCAAUGUCACAUUCAAAGUCGGACAAUCUCUGGCCAACAUUGUGCUGCAGGUGGCUUCUGAUGAAGUGCCAGAAUUGGAUGAAGAAUUUAUGAUUUACAUCAGUAACGUUUCACACGGUCGCCUAGGAAUUUUAACAAAUGCUACUUUGACAGUCCUAGCUAAUGAUGACCCCUAUGGAGUGUUUGUCUUUUCGGAAAGAAGUCAGCCAGUCAGAGUUGAAGAAGGAGACCUGAAUGUGACACUGACAAUUGAGCGGUUAAGUGGAUUUAUGGGUAUUGCCUUGGUCACGUACUCAACUGUGGAUGAUACAAAGUCAGCUAAUCUGCCAUAUUUCAUUACUAGAGCAACAAAGGAAACUGAUUACCUUGUUAUAUAUGGGUCAAUAAUCUUUGAAGCCAAUCAAACAGAAGCGAAUAUAACGAUUCCCAUACUGGAUGAUGUGGAACCUGAGCGACCAGAGUCUGUGUUUGUCCAGUUGGAUAAUGUCGCGCUGCUAAAAGGGGAGCAGGACAGGCCAAUUGUUGGCUCUCCACGACUUGGACAGAAGGAUGACAUCAUGGCCCAUGUGAUAAUCAAUGCCAACGAUGAUGCAUUUGGUACUCUGCAGCUUUCAACUUCCGCUGUACGAGUUUCUGAAAAUUAUAUUGGACCAAUAAUCAAUGUGACCAGAACUGGGGGGAUAUUUGCAGAUGUUUCUGUAAAAUUCCAAGCUUUGUCGAUGACAGCGAGAGUUGGUGAAGAUUACAGUAUAGCAUCUUCUGAUGUUCUUUUGCUCGAAGGGGAAACAAGCAAAGCUGUGCCAAUUUACCUCCUUAAUGACAUAAUUCCAGAGCUUGAAGAGUCAUUUCGUGUUGAACUUAUUAAUGAGACGACAGGGGGGGCUGUGCUUGGAGCUGUCACACAGGCAACCAUUACGAUCGAAGCUUCAGAUGACCCUUAUGGAUCCUUCGCUUUUGAAACGAUAGAAUUUAUUGUCGAAGAGCCAGAAUCUGAAACUACAAAGAUAAAUCUACCAGUUGUUCGACAUGCUGGAACACUUGGUACUGUUACAGUCCAGUGGGUUGCCAUGACAAAUGAUCAGCAAGUUACCGAUGAUCUUCAGGUGGCCUUGGGUGAGGUGACAUUUGCUCCUGGGCAAACUAUUCAAAACCUACAAUUGGAACUUCGAGCAGAUGAUUUCCCUGAAAUUGAGGAGACCAUCCAAGUAAAACUUACCAGUUCUACUUAUGGAAGCUCCAUUGGGAGGAAUAAUGUGGCAAGUAUUAUUGUUCCAGCCAAUGACAACCCACACGGUACUGUUUAUUUCACACAGAAAGUGUACAGAGUGCAGGAACCACUGGAAGGAAAUUCCAAAAUAAACAUCACUGUGAAAAGAAGUGGAGGCCGUUUUGGGCAACUGCGGAUAUUUUACAGCACCUCCAAAAUUGAUUUUGUGGACCUUCUGGUGAAAGAAGGACAGGACAUUUUCUCUUAUUACGAACCACCAAUCACUGGAGUUGCAAGUGGCCAGCCUAUUCUUCAUGAAAAUGUUUCUCUGACGAGGAAUGCUUUUCAUAUGUGUGCAGCUAUUUGUCUCAAGGAAGAAGCUUGUUCAGCCUUCUCAUUUACAAAUAUCUCUGGGAUAGCCCAAUGUUCCUGGAUAGCUUCAUUGUCGAACAUACUGACCAACAGUACAGAAUUCAUAAUCUAUCGCAAGAACAGUUCAAGUAUAUCGGCUCUGCUGAGUACGCAGGCAACAGCUGGCAGUGACUAUGAGCCAGUCACUGGGUUAUGGGCGAGCAUGCAUGAUGGAGAAGAGUUUGCUAAUCUCUCGGUUACAAUUCAAACUGACAGUGCACCGGAAUGUGAUGAAAAAUUUUCCAUUUUGCUUUCAAAUGUGGAACUGUUGAAUGGAACGGUCAUCCCAGCAAACCAGCCCACAAUUGGCCAACCAAAUAUCUCCACUAUUGUAAUAGCUAUGAAUGGAGAUGCAUUUGGGAUCUUUUUGAUUUACAGUACACAUCCGAAUGCCACAGAUGAAGGGAGUUAUCUUGAAGUAAUGGAAGCAACUCAGACAACAGUGCAGCUGGUCAUAGAUAGGAGUGGUGGGAGUCUUGGUGAGGUAACAGUGGAGUGGCGCGUGGUUGGUGGCACGGCUACAACAAGCAUUGAUUUCAUUGGUGAUGGCGAAAUUUUAACAUUUGGAGAAGGUGAGGAUAGGAGACUUAUCACAUUAACAAUUGUCGAUGAUGAAGAACCAGAAGACAAUGAAACCAUUCUAGUCCGUCUAACGCAUACUGAGGGUGGCAGUCGUAUUCUGCCCAGCUCUGACACUGUCACUGUGGUCAUAUUAGCCAAUGAUUAUGUUGCAGGAGUAAUUAGUUUUCACGCAUCCUCCCGGUCUGUAAUUGGACAUGAAGGAGAAAGCGUGUUGCUCUGGAUUGAGAGGAGUUCUCCUAGAAAGGGAAAUGUAACUGUUGACUGGAACAUCCAUGGAAAACAUGCUCAGGACAAUUUUGCAGAUACUAGUGGAACACUUUUACUUUCUGAGGGUGUUUUAAAUGCAUCUUUUCUCGUCCACCUAUUUGAUGAUGUUAUUCCUGAAGAAAAGGAGGAAUACAGAAUCAUUUUAUCAAAUAUCAGAACUCAAGGUGUUCUCUCAACAGGUGCAGCUAUUAUUGACAACCAAGGAUACAAAGCUGUUCUUACCGUGGAGGCCAGUGAUGAACCACAUGGGGUAGUUAAGUUUGCUCUGUCGUCUCAAACUGUUUCCACUGAGGAAGGAAAUAAACCUAUUCAGCUGUUUAUCAAUAGGGAGUUUGGAUCCUUAGGUGCAAUUAACAUCACAUUUGAGACAGUUGAAGGAUCUUUGCAACCUGUGAACCUGAUUGAACAGUCACUGGCUGAGCCUGGACUUGAUUUUCUGUCUGUUUCUGACUUUGUUAUUAUGGAGGAAGGAGAAGCCACAACUGUUAUAAACAUCACUAUUUUAGAGGAUGACAUUCCUGAGUUGCAGGAGUUCUUCCUUGUGAAUCUAACAUCUGUUGAGCUCCUCUUACAUGAUCUGACCAGCUUCCCUCCUAGAUUAGAUGCUGCAGGUCAAGUUUCCCAGAUAACUAUUGAUGCAAAUGAUGGUAUAAAAGGCACCAUUCAGUGGCACAGCAUUAACUUUGAGGUGAAUGAAACCACUGAAAACCUAACCUUGGUGAUACACCGAGAUGGGGGUGCAUAUGGGAAUGUAUCUCUGUUUUACGAUGUUCAGAAUCUAGAAGCUCAAUUGGGACAGGAUUUCAAUGUGACACCAAUGUGGAUUUUUUUUGCUGAUGGGGAGAGAUACAAAUUCCUUGAGGUUACAGUUCUUGAUGAUGAUAUUCCAGAAAGUGAUGAAGCCUUCCAGCUGGUUCUCACCAAUCCGUCUUUUGGACUAGAACUAGGAGAAAGAACCACAGUCACAGUAACCAUUUUUGCCAAUGAUGAUGGACAUGGGAUUCUAUCAUUCAACAACACUGAGCACUUCUUCCUCAAGGAGCCAACUGCCGUUGGUUUAUCAGAGAGUGUUGCAAUACUGCACAUUGUACGGAACCCACCACUGGGGACAUUUGGAAUGGUGACUGUUAAAUAUAUUGUCACAAGUAUGAAUGGCUCAGACGCAUUGCUUGACCUGAAACCUACACAAGGUUUUAUUGUGUUUGAAGAUGGUGAGAGAAUGAAGAUUCUGCAAAUUUCUGCUAUAUUGGAUGAAGAAGCAGAGAUGGAUGAACAAUUCCUGGUUACUUUGUAUGACCCCACCGGAGGGGCCAGACUGGGGCGUACAGUGCAGAACCUGAUAACAGUAGUUCAGAACGAGGCACCGCUGGGACUUUUUAGUAUCUUCCCAAUCGAAAACAGAACUCGCUCAGUCCAUCUGGAAGAAAGCAAUAGCAUUUUGUAUUUAAUAGUAUCACGAAGUAAUGGUUUGAAGAAUAAAGUCACUGUGGAAUGGGAGACACAGUCUCAAACAGCACUUGGAUUAAAGGGUGAUAUCGAACUGCUAUCCACAUUGCAGAAUUUUCCUGAAUCAUUUGGCUCAGAUUGGUGUUUUUUGACAUUAAACAACAGCCUGUUUGGAAUUUUUCUUCGAACAUCUGGAAGCAGUUCCAGAGCAGAUGUUUUGUCAACUGUUUAUCAAUGGCGAGGUGUAUUUGUUCCAGUGCAGAAAUUCAAAACAUGGAAUCCCACAGAUUGCACAACCUUUGUCAAAAACGAUGUGUCCUACAUAAUCAUUACUGAUAGUGGAAUAACAGGAAUGAAAGCAUCACAUAACAGCAUUUACAGGUUUACUCUGCAAUCCGAAAUGACAUUGAUUCAGUCUUUAACUGUACCUGAAACCAGUGAUGUGCAACACUUUACAUGGGACAGUCUAGAUUAUUUGAUCGUUAGUAGUCAAGCAGACACUCAGGACAGUGAUUCAAAGAUCUAUAGAUGGACUGGACAGUUAUUUAUUCUGCACCAAAACAUUCCCACCCGCGGGGCCACUGGACUCACUUUGUUUAAUCGAGGAAAUCUAUUGUACUUGGCUGUUUCCCAAUCCAGCUUCAAUCAGGUAUCAGUUUUCUAUCAAUGGAGUGAUGACCAGUUCAAAAAGCUGCAGAAUUUGAUGGUUCAAGGAGCAACGCAUGUUAGCAGCAUGACAGUGGGAGCUGAUGUUUACUUCGUCUUUUGUAACACUACAAUUGGAGGCAACCAUCCUUCUUGUCUGGUGUACAUUUGGAAGACUGGUCAACUUGCUUUAAAACUGGUUCAGACAAUUCCUGUUAAAACUGUCAGAAGUAUCUUCCUUUUUUCUCCUUCCUCAGGCUUUGUUCAUCUUCUGCUAACUGGUGAAAAUCAGUCACUCCUCUACAUAUGGAACUCAGCAACCAGCCAGUUUAUAUUGGUGCUGGAACUUCCUGCAGCAAAUGAUAUGGUUUCUGUCACUGUGCCUUCACUUAAUGGAAACAAAACCCUCAUUGCUUCAGCAGGUGAUUUGGAAUCCUGGGUCUAUGAGCUAGUUUCUGUAUCUAACCAAUCCGAUUUUAUUCCAGGGUCUGGUGAACUCAUAUUUGAACCUGGGCAUAAAGAUGCUGUGAUCGCAAUAAAUAUUCUUGAUGAUGAUAUACCAGAAGAUGAUGAGACUUUCUCAGUGAGGCUCACAAAUGCAAAAGGAGGAGCUGAAAUUGGUCCUAAUGAUCAAGUAGCUAUAGUCAUCCAGUCAAAUGAUGAUGCACAUGGGAUAAUUGGUUUUGUGCAGAGUUCGUUGUCCAAGCAAGUAGAAGAAUUGGAACAGAAUAGUAUGGUCAUUCUGAGCAUUGAGAGGCUGCGAGGAACACACAGAGUUGUGACUGUACAAUGGACAGUCAGUGGACACAUCAAUUACAUCUUUCCAACUUCUGGAACGUUCACUUUUACAGAGGGUCAAGCACUCACUACAAUUUCACUUACCGUAUUGGCUGACAACAUUCCAGAAGUAGCUGAGAUUGUAACUGUAAGUCUUGUAAAUAUCACCACAAUGGGUGUUCAAAACCAAGCCAAAGGAGCAACUAUUGACUUGAAUAAAAGAAGUGCGGUAUUGACUAUUCUUCCUAAUGAUUCCCCAUAUGGUGUGAUUGGCUGGGACACAAAUUCACGCCACGUCUUAGUGCAGGAGCCUGAAUUUGAUGCAAUUAAUAUCACUUUAACAAUUGUUCGCGAACAAGGAUUUGUGGGAGAUGUUGCUGUCCAGUACAGUACCAAACCAAAUCUUUUGCUUCUACCUGUUAAUCAAGCAACUGCAAACCAGGACUACAUUGCAAGACAGGGCACAGCAAUUAUAAAGGAGAAUGACACACAAGCUUUCAUUAGAUUUACAAUACUAUCUGAUAACAUUCCUGAAUUACAUGAAAGCUUUCUAGUUAACAUUACCAGUGUCAAAGUGGCUGAUACUGGAUCUGGAAGACAACCCAGUUUGAAACACUUGGGAAUGGAAUUGGCAGAAAUAACAAUUGAAGAGAAUGACAACCCCAGAGGAAUCAUCCAGUUCAAUGUGACAAGGGAUGAAACUAGUGCAAUUAUUGCUUAUGAGGUGGCCCCUCCAAGAAAUCUUCUACAAUUACUAGUGAUCAGAAGCUCUGGUACAUUUGGGGAGAUAAAUGUAGCUUGGGAAGCACGGCCAGAAAGUGCCAAUUUCUCAGAUUUCACACCAUCUUAUGGAAACCUCACCUUCGCUAAUGGAAGGUCUUCUGCUGUCCUAGAGAUCAUUAUAGUGGAUGAUAACUUGACAGAAUUUCUGGAGACGUUCACUGUUUUCCUGACUCGAGUAACAGGAGGUGCCAAAAUGGGAAACGAUAUUAUAGUUACCGUCAACAUUCCAAACAAUGAUUCACCUGUUGGUGUGUUUCAGUUUGGGGAACGAUCUGUGACUGUUGGAGAGCCAAAGACUGCUGACGAUCCAGCUGGACUGGUGUCCUUCACAGUCAGUCGUGAUGGUGGUUAUGGUCCAGUCCAGAUUGUUUGGCAGGUGGAUGAUUCUGCAGUUAAUGACCUUGGUCCUCUUGCUGGAACACUAUCAUUCAAUCAGACUGAGACGAAAAAAGUACUCAAUUUACGCAUUUAUCCAGAUACUCUUCUGGAGGGAGAAGAGUGGUAUGCGAUUCGACUCGUAUCUGCCACUGAUGAUGCAGAAAUAUCCCCUAUAUAUGGAAGUGCAACUGUAAUUAUUUUGGGUGACAGUGCAUCAUCUGGGAUGAUUGCCGUAGCUGAAUCAACAAAGCAGGUUCUAAUUGGAGAACCAGUCAGCGGCUACAAUGGGACUGCAUUUGUAACAUUAGUACGUGGUCCAGGAAUUUUUGGUGAAGUUACAGUUAACUGGAUUAUAACUCCAGCAGAUCUGAAUGAAUUUGUUGAAACAGGUGGAGCCCUUUUAAUGCGUGACAGGCAGGUGUCGGCCACCAUUUUGAUACAGGCAGUGGAUGAUGAUAUUCCUGAAGAGAAACAAUAUUAUCAACUCCAGCUGACUGGUGUCAGUGGUGGUGCUGUGAUUAACGACACAUCAGACUCUGCUAACAUCACCAUGGCGGCCAGUGACUUUCCAUAUGGUCAAUUUGCAUUCUUGAAUGAACGUCUUGAAACCUUUGAGAAUGGAGAACAGACUAAUGUUACUAUUGUACGAUAUCAUGGCAGUUUCGGCUGCAUUCACUUGUGGUAUCAGGCACAAAAUGGAACUGCACUAGAUGGCUUGGAUUUCACCUCUAUGUCCGGACAAUUAGCAUUUGAACCAGGAGAACAGUCAAAAUGGAUUUCAUUUGAUAUACUUGAUGACAAUAUUCCUGAAGGCCCUGAACACUUCUUCAUAAACAUUCUUAAAGUAGAGUUUCAGUCAGACAGUUUUCAUGAUUUCACUGUUGGAGAUCAUGGCCUAAAACCAGAUCAACCUCCUGUGUUGGGUAACAUCUCAUCUAUUAGGAUAGUAAUACAAGCCAAUGACAUUGUAGAAGGUAUUAUAGAGAUUGAUCCACAGUUCCUUCAUAUAGAAGUUGAGGAGGACAUUGGGAUACUUGGAAUUCCUUUGAUAAGAAAGUGGGGGACAUAUGGAUUUGUCACAGCGGAGUUUGCUUCUCAAGCUAUCACAGCAACUCCCAACGGAGUUGACUACAUUCUACCUAACGAUACAGUCCUAUUCUACCAUGGACAAAAGCAGGCCUUCAUCAAUGUAACCAUUAUUGAUGACAUAGAAAGUGAGCUUGAAGAGGAAUUUGAGAUUCACUUGAUAGCAGCAACAGGAGGUGCAAUACUUGGAACACAACUAACCACCAGAGUAACCAUUCGUAAAAGUGACUCCAUUGGUGGGACCAUUCGAUUUCUAAACCUAACCCAUCUGGUCAUCCCUAAUCUCAAUGUAACGCAGAUAUUAACGCUGAUACUGGAAAGGACUGGAGGAUUUUCUGGGGAUGUGCAAAUAAAAUGGAACAUUCUGGGUCCAAACUCAGAAGCAAUCUUGCCAUCAUCCAACACAGACAUAAAUGACCCCGUCAAUGGAACAUUCUUUUUUAGAGAUGGGGAGACUGGGAAUAGAAUCAUGGAAUUGAGUGUCUUGCCCCAUGAAGAAAUUGAAAUACAAGAGACUUUCAUCAUCCAACUUAGCCUGGACUUUGGUGAAGCAGAAAUUGACCAUAAGGCUGGAAAAGUGUUUCUAACAGUACAAAAAGUUGGUAAUCCCAAUGGAAUAGUUCAGUUCACCGAGGAGUCAUUGUACAUGAAAACUUUUCUGGAGCCAUCUAGUCAGGAAGAACUGUUGAAUAUUACAUUCUUUAUUACAAGAACUAAGGGAAAAAUGGGGAAUGUAAAGGUAUAUUGGUUGCUUCAGAGUGAUUCUGAUAUGACAGGAGACUUUUUUGCAAUCAAUGGCACAGUCAUAAUCCUGGACAUGCAGCUGAAUGCAGAAAUAAAUGUUCAGCUGUUGGCUGAUGAUGUUCCGGAGUUAGAUGAAGUUUACACAAUGAGGCUGACUUCUGUAGAAGGUGGAGCUGAUCUAAAUGAGGGAAAAGACAGUUCAAGAUUUCGGGUUCCUGCAAACGAUGACCCUUAUGGCCUGUUUGCUGUCUACUCAGAAGGGCAAACUGUGAUUGUUGAAAAUGACUUGAGUCGCUAUUUUCAGAUUAACAUUACAAGACAUGGUGGAACGUUUCAAGAUGUGCUUGUGGAAUAUAAGCUCAUAUUUCAUGGACAAGAUGGAUUUCUGGGGACUGUGGUUGUCGAAGAUGGUGCUAGAUUUGCUGUUUCCAGUGUUCCAAUCUCAAAUCAGACAUUCCUUGGACUGGAUUUUAAUCUUUCUAUUGAAUUAAUAAAUGCAAGUCUUUUGAAUGAAAAUCCUUCCGUUCCUCCACGACUGUUCACUGGGACUAACUCUGCCACUAUAUUUGUCCCAGAGGAAGCAGCAAAUUCUGAGGUUGGCUUUGAAUCUUUGAUUCUUGAAGUAUCAGAUGUUUCCGCUGGUACCUGUAGUGCCACAAUAACACGAAAUGGUGUCUAUGGAGUUGUAGUUGUAGAGUGGAGCAGUGGCUACCCUCAUGGUAUGACUCCUACUCGAUUUACACCUGGUAAUAUCAAACCUGCAUUUGGUUCUGUUGUCCUUUUGCACGGUGAAAAAAGCAAGCAAGUGUUUCUUACUGUACCCACUACCAACUUUACGGGAGUAGAAUCAUUCGCAGUACAUCUGACGGCAGUGCAUAGUAAUUCUUCUGGUAAAGCUGAACUAAGGUCAGGAUUCACUGUAGCUGAAGUUGAGCCACUUGGAGUCUUCCAACUUGCCCCCAAUUCGAGGCAGGUCCAUAUAGAGGAAGAUACAGGCACAAUUACUUUACAUAUCCAGAGAUUGUUUGGCUUCCAAGGCAAUAAAACAAAACUGACAUAUUACACAACAGCAGGAAGUGCCAAACCUACUGAAGAUUAUGAGCACAUCCAAAAUGGAGAACUCAUCUUUACUUUACAUCAGAUUGAAGCAUUCAUUAAAUUGUUUAUCAUCAAUGAUAAUAUUCCAGAAAUGGAUGAAGUAUUCUACCUAAAUUUAUCCAGCAUUGAAGUUCUGGGUUUUGGGCCAAAUAAUACAGAGGCGAAACCUCACUUGAAUCUAGACUUUAGUGUGUCAUCUAUAACCAUUAUUGCCAAUGAUGCCACUAAUGGAGUUCUAAGUAUUGGACCCACAGUAAUACACACUUUAGAGGAUACUGAGAAUGCUACGAUGCAUGUAGUGCUUCUUAAGAUUCAAAGAACACUGGGAUUUACUGGGAUCGUUGGUGCAAAUGUAAUAACGUUUGGAGGAAAAAAGGCCGCAGAUGGUUUAGAAGAAAGUCCUUUCCAAAACGUCCAACAAAACUCGACUUUUUCCUGGGCCAGAGAAGGAGCAGAUUUUGAAGAUGAAACCUUGAAUGUUACUUUACAGAAUGAGCAAAGGGAGAUCAGUGUAUCUGUCAGGAUCUUUGAUGAUAAUGAACCAGAGGGACAAGAGUUUUUUUAUGUCUACCUAACAGAUCCUCGUGGAGGGGCAAGACUUGUGGAAGGAAAAGAUGAAUAUGGUUACAUGGCUUUUAUGCAGAUCAUUAUCUUAGGAAGUGACAUACAGAAUGGCAUUUUUGGUUUUACAUGGGUCGCCCCAAGUAACCUAGUGUUGGAUGAAGACUCUGAACAUAGGAAGCUUCAGCUAACUGUUGAGAGACAAAGAAACAGAUCUUUUGAGGACGUGAAGAUUUUGUGGCGUGUGACGUUUAAUAAAUCAGAUGUUGUACUACAAAGUAAUGAGGUAGAUCUGGUCAGUGAGCUGACAGCUAUAUCGGGAAUGACCCAUUGUAUUAGUGGAGAGGUUGAAUGUACUAUCGUCAUUGAAAUCAAGCCAGACAAGAUCCCAGAAUCUGAAACAUGGUUUUUUGUGGAAAUCUAUGAAGUCAGUGCUGGAGCCAUGAUAAAUAGCAGUGCUCGAUUUUUAAACAUUACCAUUCUGGAGAGUGAUAUGCAGCACAAGCUGAUCUUUUUCGCUGUGGGAUCUCGGCUUCCUGUCAUUCAUCAAAAGGCCACAUUUGUCAGUCUGCAGGUCAUCAGGGAGGCUGGUACAAAUGCAGUUGUCAGUGUUGGCUAUCAUACACAGGAAUUAAGAAGGGCUGAACUGGUAGGCCAAACCUUAGUGAUGCCAGCUAUUGCAGGGAUGGAUUUUGUAAAGUCGGAAGGCACUUUAACUUUCCAACCAGGGCAGUCGAGUGUUCCAUUGGACAUUCUCCUAACUCCAGAAUUGGCAUCUUCAAAUCCAUUGCCAAAGCGAUUUCAGGUUGUGCUCUACAAUCCAACUGCAGGAACUCAGCUGGAUAAGAAUUACAACAUAGCAAACAUCACAAUAGUUACAGAUGCUAACUCUCAGUUCUUCUGGGGUUUGAUUGAUCAGUUAUACCAACCCUUGGAUAAUGAUUUGAUAAACGAAAUUCUUCAGAAACUGCAAAGCAAGAUUAACAUAGAGGCCACAGGAGAACAACUCAGUGCAGUAAUGGAGGUGUUAGAAAAGGUGAUACAGGAAGGAGAGAAGAAGCCAAUCAGUGACACCAACAGAGAGUUACUUUAUAAUAAUCUUUGUGCGCUACUAGACCCUACACGCAAGGAUACUAAAGGAUUUAGUCAACUGGCAGAAGUGACUGAGAGGUUUGCCUUCUCACUGCUCACUGACAUAGAAUGUGGAUCACCUGGUGAGAGGGGCAAAACGGUUCUUGAUAGUUGCCAGUACCUCACAAUUAAAUCAUAUCACUGGUAUCCCCAACAAAUUAAUGGACACAGAGUUGAAGGAAGAAAUGGUGAUUUCCUGCAAAUUCCUGAGCGCCUGCUGGAUGUUCCUUUUACAUCUUCAAUUAACACAGGGAGUGAAAGUUGUCAACGUGUGCAAUUCACAGAAUAUAGCAGCCAACAGUGGUUUCAAACGAGUGUAAAAGGAAUUGCACUCAACAGUAAGGUAUUUUCUGCAAGUUUAAAGAAUCGGAGUUCAUGGCCCCUUGCGGACAACAUUGAAAUAAUCUAUCAGAUUCACAAUGCGGACAAUCGCAUUGUUCCACACAAAUCUGCAUGCCUUCUUUGGAACCAGGCAGCUGAAAGUUGGUUAUCAGACAAACAAUUUUGUCGCGUGGUUGAAGGUACCAGUAAUUAUGUGGAAUGUGCCUGCUCCCACAUGUCCAUUUACACAGCUUCUGCACAAACAGACAGUCUUUCCUUAUACAAUGAAGCCUUCUUUGCAGCUGCAUUUAUUUGCAUUUCAGGUUUUGCUCUGGCCAUUUUGUGUCAUUUGCUGUGCUCAAGAUUCUCCAUGUUUGCAGCCAAACUUCUCAUACACAUGAUGGUUGCCUGCCUGGGAACUCAGAUCUCAUUUUUGAUGUCCAUUUACCUGAGUCGAGAACUCUCUGAUGAAAGUUGCUCUGCCCUUGGACUGGUAUUGCAUUAUCUCUACCUGUGCCAGUUCAGCUGGAUGCUUAUUCAGUCUAUCAAUUUCUGGCAAGUUCUCGUGAUGAGUGAUGAACACACAGAUCGGCGAUACCUGCUUUUCUUUCUUCUGAGUUGGGGUUUACCAGCAUUUGUUGUGGCUCUACUUGUAAUUAUCCUGAGAGGGGGCUAUCACUGGACCAUGCAAGAAAUCUAUGGCACUGUAUAUGGUGAUGUGUGA